Molecule: messenger RNA, 2721 nt
Organism: Suillus paluster
Lineage: Eukaryota; Fungi; Basidiomycota; Agaricomycetes; Boletales; Suillaceae
Exons: 14
Coding region: 1-2721 (906 amino acids)
Source: RefSeq, a predicted model, not a curated record
AUGUUCAUUGCAGUACCAUCAUCGUCGACAAUUGGAACCAAUCGUACAUACGAUGCUUUGAGGGAAUCAGCCUUUGGGCGACGCUUGGCUGAUUUUUCGUUCUACGCGCAUGGCCCGAUGCUGCUGCUGACGCUGUCUGAGUUGCAGGAUGGUGUGUGGCUCCAGACAACAAUCAACCUGGUUUCCCACGCUAGCGACUCUGCUAGCAAGCGUCUUGCUGCAUCCGUCGUCACAAUACGAUUAUCAAAGUUGCAAGAUAAUCGUCCAUCGAUAAUAUUCACUCCGCGAGGCCGCUCCAUUCUAAAUCCUGAUGAUUAUCAGCCGAUCGGAUCUUGGUUUCGUGGUUUCGGAAGCAACAAGCAAGAUUGGACAUUAGUUCCCACGUCCGCAAAUGCGCCACGACAACAACUUGUACCUUCUUUAGAUGCACUCACAUUGGAAAUCAAAGACUACCCUGAGAUAUUCACGAAUGUCGUUUUAUCGUAUGAAGCGUCGUUGGAUAUUGAGAACAAUAGGGUUUUAUUAGCAAUGGGUGAAGGAGUGACACCGGUCGAGAUUCCCGAUGCAUGCGUCGACGCACUUAGGCUCGUCGUCCACCAACUCCAUCUAUACCAAUCUACCGCGAUGGCCUUGCGCGAUCUUCCAAAAUCAGACGCCGUCGACAAUGAACUGCAACUCUACAUUUCUAUCGCUGAAUACCUAGCAUCGAUCGUAACUGCUUUUAAAGGAGAGCUGGGGACCGACAAUACAACGAGCUCGAACACGAAGUGGAGGUCUGCGCAUUUGGAUUUUCAUAUUGCCCUCGCAUUGGAGGGCAAUGCCUUUACGCAGGAGCAACAGACGAUCGCAUUGAAAGCGAUGAAGCGCUCCUGGAAUCACUUCAGGGAGAAAAGAACGUUCAAAAAGGUACAAGAGCGUGCUGGAAUGCACAAGGCCUUCUGCCUGAAUGGUGACAACAUGUGUGGUGGCCCAUUCGAGCAUACGCGCGAGCAGUCCGCGUUAAUCGCUGAUACCAUUCAGACCCUUCAAUCCGAGCCAGAGGUCGAAAUCAAAAAGGAGAAAGUCGUACGUUUUGACAAUCCUACUCCCUCGUUUUCGGUCGAAAUCACACAAAGGCCUCCUCAGAAUGCGUCGGGCGGUUCCAAAUCGAAGUCACUGAAGGGCAGGAACAUAAAGGCCACUGCGCAGUCUGUUAGUAAUGCGCAAGACUCAUCUGACAACAUGGUGGUCGACUUGCAGGAUGAUCCCCCGAAACGGAUAUCCGGUGCGAAGUCGAAGAAAUCAGGACAGGGUGGUCCUCGCAAGUCUAUAACGCCAGCAUCUGGCAGUGGUCAGCCUAGAUCUUCAUUGUUGGCAUCCGACGAGGAGGAAAGCCACUCUGAACGAGUCGCUAAUCGUUUCGAAAGCAAGGCAGAUGCGAAGAAGACAUAUAAACCCCGGAAGGCCGUGUCCAAGGGCAAGCGUCCCACGCGAAAGGGGAAGAACAAAGAUGCAGUUCUUGAGGCUGAGUCUGAGGAGGAGCAGCAUGUAGACGCUCGCACUGUUGCUCAAAUUGACGCGGAUGCAAAACUCACAGCGAGGCGUUCUGGGUCGAAGAAAGGAGGUAACCGCAUCAUAGAGUCUGAAGACGAAGAAGAAGAAGAUCACCCGACAGCGACUGCGAAGGUGUCUGCAAGUGACCUCGGAGUAGGUCAUGGUGCAAUUGAGUCGCAUUCUGGGAACGCAUCAGAGGAUGGCUUGGAGGAGCUAGACGAUACGAUCCUACCUACUUGGCUAGAGAACUGGGAGGAUUGGAACCAGAUCGCAUUCGACGAAGGAAAUUCGCAGAUUUUGUUAAAGUUGGGGGCGUGGAUGCUUCUUCGAUUUCGGCAGCUGGCGAUGAUCCCCAUGGACGCCGAUCUCAAUGGCCUGGUUAUCCCGCAAAGUCCAAGGGGGAUGAACUUCAAUAGCGAGAACGACUUUUAUGAGGCUCUUGGAAUGGAGCGAUUGUAUUCCGCUAUCGCUCACAUCGACACACGUCCUAGAUACAUGAGAUAUCUCCUGCACAGACUUGGACGGUCGCUCGCUUCAGCGGACGAUGCUGAUGGUCGCUCUAACAACUUGGCUGUAGGCUCACCGCCAGCAGUCACUAUCGGCAUCAGCAUGAUGUCGGAUAUUUCUGCACCAUGGAUGCCUCUCAACAGCGGGGUGGAUGACGACACGGCUGGAGAUACGACUGACGAGCAGGGCAUAGUCACAGAUGCCAUGCACGAAAUGGCCAUUGACAGUGAUGGGGUCCUGUUCGAUGAGUCACUUGAUAAGAGUGCCCUCAAUGACGGGAAGCGCAAGAGAACGUCUUCUCAGUCAUCGCCACCAAAGAAAGAUGGUGGUCGUGGACCAUCGAAGCGUCCGAAGCCAGUCGUUCAAUCACGAUCUGCGUCGGUACCUCCUAUCCCGUCAUCGACUGUCUUGGUCGCAUCGACUGCUUCAGUCACAUCGACAGUCUUGGUACCAUCUACCCCCGAGGCUCACGCAUCGGACGCUGCCAUUCGCAACGUCGGUAACGCCAGUGGAGAGGAUGACGAGAUCGAUGCUGUCGGAGAUGUCGAUCAUGAGCAAUCUUUCAGCUCUGUUGCUGCUGAUCCUUCGUCUAUCACACAUUCCAUUGCUGUCGUGGAAUCGUCGUCAACCGCUGCAAAUGCCAAUGACUGGCUCGAAAACAUGAUCUCUCCACCCAGCUAA